AUGGAUAUCCGCUUAUGUGAAGAAACGUCAUGGCAAGUCGUAUACGAUGUGCUCACUGAAAUGAACAUUUUUGGAGAAGACAUGCGAGCCACAAGCUUUAGGAAGCCAGUACGAGGACAAGACCGAGGACCAAGCCGUCAUAAUGCACGCCGACAAGAACUCGACAAAGCCCUUGGCACCGUCACCAGAUCGUUCGGAAAUACCACGACUGAAGAUAGCAAUCCAUAG
Strongylus vulgaris is the source of this 228-nucleotide messenger RNA. Lineage: Eukaryota; Metazoa; Nematoda; Chromadorea; Rhabditida; Strongylidae. The record is from the annotation of a GenBank genome assembly.